Acanthosepion pharaonis is the source of this 1338-nucleotide messenger RNA. The record is from the annotation of a GenBank genome assembly. NCBI's taxonomy places the organism in Eukaryota, Metazoa, Mollusca, Cephalopoda, Sepiida, Sepiidae.
AUGUUUGAGUCCAUAUUUGUGAAUCCAGUGGUUCUAUCUUUGUUCCUGAAGAGUUGGCAGCAGAAUUGUGAUCAAUGUUCUCGACUGCCUCGGCAUGAAAAUGAAUUGGUAUCUUUUGAGUGGUUCUUGUGUGUUUCUGGCCUCAUCAAAACUAGUUGUGGCCUUGGACAUUUAGUGCUCACAAAUAGAAGACUGCUGUUUCACAAACUUGGUGCAAACACUCUCCAAAACCUGUGUCGCAUGCAACAAAUUGAAAAAGUCACAAAGGUAAACACCUACUCGAUUUUCAGUCAGGUCGGUGGACUGCAAAUUGUCACAAAAGAUGGCCAAAAAAUCACAGCAAAUUUGAAAAAACAACAGGAAAUGUGGUAUCUAAUUCUGUGUGAAAUGUGGGCUGCAAAAAUGUAUUCAAUUGAACAGAAGGAAAAUGACGCCAUAUUGAUAGGAGCAGAGACUGUCCUUGUUCUGAUGGCUUUACAAAAUUGCAAAUCCAGUCUUCAAUCACACUUCAUUAAUGUUGAUCAAGUGGCAAGCAAUAUGUGCUGUUACUUCAAACUCAAACAAGCAGGAUGUCUAAAGCUGUCAAAGCACACUGCAGAUGUUUUACAGAAAAAAAUGAACCCUAACAUCGACAAUGAGUGCCAAACUGUAGUAGACAUAUUGUAUAUACCCAAAGGUGAAAGGUCACAGUUAUGGUGUGCUCUGGGUAAUGGUGUUGUGAGGGUCUUUGAUGCCAAUGAGUGGGAACUAGAAAAAGAAUUUGUACAAACCAAUCAAACAGUGGGUUGUUUGUUCUCACCUUCAAGCCAUCAGAUAUGGGCUGGAUGUGUCAACAUCCUUAUUAUCAACACAGACCACAUCAACUUCUCCAAGAAUUCUUUACUGAUUGUUGAUCUUGAUGGAGUCGCAAUCAAAGCAGUCAAGCCUUCUUGUAUGCUCAAAACAACAAAAGAUGCUGAAGCGAUGAUUUUAGAAUGUUUCCACAUUGUGAAGCCCACCAAAGAGAUUUGGUUGGGAUAUUUGAACACAAACAGAAUUCUUGUAUUGGACAGUGAAACUUAUGAAAUCAAAGAUACCAUCAGCUUGAAAUUCGACAGUACGAUUCAAAGUGGAAUAACUGCCAUAAUUGGAGUUAAAGACAUGCUUUGGAUUGCAACCAAAGAAGGGACGAUUCAUAUCUACAAUCUCUACAGUCAUCAAAAACUGUUGGUUUUGGAAGGCCACAAUGAUGCUAUUUAUUGCCUCCAUGUAACAGGAGAUCGUUACAUCUUCAGUGGGGCAGGCAGUGCUGAUAGCAAAAUUGCCGUCUGGCGAGCUCACAUGCUCACCCCAGUCUAA